Cordyceps militaris CM01 is the source of this 1038-nucleotide messenger RNA. RefSeq lists its product as uncharacterized. NCBI's taxonomy places the organism in Eukaryota, Fungi, Ascomycota, Sordariomycetes, Hypocreales, Cordycipitaceae. The coding region runs from base 1 to 1038 and encodes 345 amino acids. The record is from RefSeq and is a predicted model, not a curated record. The transcript has 5 exons.
AUGAAUCCCGAAGGCAGCUCCAGCGCCUCGGCCGCUCCCACUCGUUUCCGCUGCAAGGUUGGCGGCGAGUGGAAGAACCUGUCCGACUUCUCCAACGCGCAGCAGAAGAACCUACGGUACCUCUCUUCCGGUCGGCACCUCGACCCGGCACACAGCGGCAUGACAUGCAAGCAGCAUUCGGCCGGCGCGCGCGCGGAGAUGCGUUGCGAGGUGUGCAUGCUGGUCAAGUCAAUUGACGACUUCAGCAAGAACUCCCGCCGCAACGGUGAAUCCCAAUGCCGACGCUGCGUGGCCUGGACGGAGAUCCAGGAGCCCGGCCUCACACCCGGACCACUCGAGACCGGACACAUCUCGCCCGAGGAGGAACAGCAGCAAACGCUUCGGCAACACUUCGUCAUGACUCAAGACUUUUUUCCAAUCGACGACGACGACGACCUCCCCAGAGCGCCAAUCAGUGACUUCUCGCAGCUCGGGCUCGACGACGCGUAUGAACAGGCCGCAGGCACUCCGUGCGUCACCGAGUUCCUGUCGCAACAAGUGUCCACCCUCACGGUGCCGCGGCAUUUGCGCGGCAAGGCCAAGGCUGUCAGUGAGGCGGCGUCAUCGACGGCGGGAUCCACGGCGGGCGACCUGUCGCUGCCUACGACGCUCCUUGACACCGACUCGGACGCUUCGUCAGUGGUGAACCAGUCCUUCAACGCCUGGGGCCCUGACGGCGAGAUGGAGCGCCGCCGCCAGCCCGCCUCGGUGGCCGACUCCUCUUCCGCUUCAUCUCUCACGGCGUUCUCGGGCGCUUCGACGGCGUCCGUAGUGAACGACGAUCCCAAUGUGAUCGGCGACUGGUCCCGCGCCCGGUCUUCCAAGACGGACGCAAUGCCGCGCCGCAAGGGCGGCUGGACCAAGACUGGUGAGGAUCGUUUAUCUGUCGCAGAGCUCAGGGAGAUGAAUGGGUGCAGUCAACAGACGUAUGCUCGGCGGGAGAUAGAUACACAGCGUGUCAUACGCCCGCUUGGUUACGACGACGACGAUUCGGACUAG